Molecule: messenger RNA, 2076 nt
Organism: Coffea arabica (coffee)
Lineage: Eukaryota; Viridiplantae; Streptophyta; Magnoliopsida; Gentianales; Rubiaceae
Product: cationic amino acid transporter 9, chloroplastic
Biological process (GO): transmembrane transport; amino acid transport
Cellular component (GO): membrane
Molecular function (GO): amino acid transmembrane transporter activity
Source: RefSeq, a predicted model, not a curated record
AAUUUGAUGCAAAAGUGGCAAAGGUCCCUCUCAUUUUGCUGUUCUCUGAAUCUUUCCACCAAACUUGGGAUUAUUCAUUCAGAAUAUGAGCAGCAAUGAUCUUUCAUCAUCUUCCUCAUCGCCGAUGUCAUGCUUGGGUCACUUCUGCUCAUCGGCUCUCAGAGCCAAACCUCUGGCUCCGCCGUCGUCGGAGACUUCCGUUCGUACAAACUCUGGCCAAGGCCUCAUCCGUCGUCUCAGCCUCUUUGACAUGAUUCUCCUAGGCAUUGGCGCCUCCAUUGGUGCCGGCAUCUUCGUCAUCACCGGCACAGUUGCUCGCGACGCUGGCCCCGGGGUCACAAUUAGCUUCAUUAUUGCUGGAGCAUCUUGUGUGCUUAAUGCACUCUGUUAUGCUGAGCUAGCUUCUCGAUUUCCUGCAGUUGUUGGAGGAGCUUACUUAUACACCUACACAGCUUUCAAUGAGCUGACUGCAUUUCUCGUGUUUGGUCAAUUGAUGCUUGACUACCACAUUGGUGCAGCCAGUAUAGCCCGUAGCUUGGCAGGUUAUGUAGUUUCAUUACUUGAGCUCAUUCCAUCUCUCAGAGAUAAUAUCCCUGCCUGGGUGGGGCAUGGUCAAGAUAUUUCUGGAGUAUUAUCUAUAAAUGUGCUUGCUCCGAUUCUGCUAGUACUUCUGACUAUAGUCCUAUGCUGGGGCGUAGGAGAAUCUUCUAUUGUAAACUCUGUCAUGACGGUCACAAAGGUAGCCAUUGUUUUUGUUGUCAUCAUUGUUGGAGCUUUUAAGGUGGAUGUUUCAAAUUGGACGCCUUUUGCUCCAAAUGGUUUUGGAGCAAUACUGACUGGAGCAACUGUUGUAUUCUUUGCAUAUGUUGGAUUUGAUGCAGUUGCUAAUUCUGCUGAAGAAUCUAGGAGACCACAGCGGGACUUACCAUUAGGCAUAAUGGGGAGCCUUCUCGUCUGUGUUGUAUUAUAUGUUGGUGUUUGCUUGGUGAUUACUGGAAUGGUCCCUUACCAAUUUCUUGGAGAAGAUGCUCCUUUGGCUGAAGCUUUUAAAUCCAAGGGCCUAAAUUUUGUAGCUGUCCUAAUCAGCUUUGGUGCUGUUGCUGGACUGACUACCACCCUUCUGGUUGGGCUUUACGUUCAGUCACGACUGUAUCUUGGGAUUGGAAGGGAUGGCUUGCUUCCAUCAAUUUUUUCUAAAGUGCAUCCAACUCGGCAUACCCCCAUUUAUUCGCAAAUCUGGGCUGGUAUUAUUGCUAUGGUGUUGGCUGGGCUCUUAAAUAUACAUGUACUCUCACAUAUUCUCUCUGUUGGUUCACUGACGGGCUAUUCUGUUGUUUCAGCAUGUGUGAUAACUCUCCGCUGGAAGGAUAAGAAUACAAGUAGGUUUUCUACUAGGUGGAUUUCAAAGAGAGGAGAAGGAAUCAUUUGCCUCGUAACAAUAGCCUGUUGUGGUUUUGCUAGUGGUUGCAUUUUCCGUUUUGGUGCUUCAUUUAUUUUUGUCAUUGUAGCUGCAGUUAUCGCAAUCCUUGCUGCUCUUGCUCUUCACUUCUGGCAGAUUUAUACAGAUCCACCUGGUUUUUCUUGUCCUGGAGUUCCUAUUAUGCCAGCUAUAUGCAUUUUUCUCAACAUUUUUCUGUUUGCCCAGUUACAUUAUGAAGCCUGGGUCAGAUUUGUUGUUCUGAGCAUCAUUAUGGUUGGUAUUUAUGCAUUCUAUGGGCAGUAUCAUGCUAAUCCUGUAAGUUCAGAUACAUCAAUUGUCUAUCAUAGGGCCCCUGCAGAAGAAACUAAAUAGCUCUCUGUAGCAGUCAAAUUAUUUUAGAUGUAUAGUUAUCUCUUGUAAUGUUUGCCUGUAUAUCCUGAAGAGUUCCUGUUGUACCACAUAGCGACAUUGCUUUCAUCCUUCAGAACAGAAUUUGUUGCAUACAUGAGGAGGUGUUGGAUGAAAAGUACAUAAGCUAGGUUUCUCCUUGUAAUCACAUGAUUUUCCUGUAAACUACUGCGAUUUUGAUAAACGGAUUUUAUUCCAUGUAGAACUAUGCUGUCCAUACUAUCUUGUAUUGUUAAUUUUUGCAGAUA